Bipolaris sorokiniana ND90Pr is the source of this 2319-nucleotide messenger RNA. RefSeq lists its product as uncharacterized. Gene Ontology annotation, molecular function: ATP binding; RNA binding. Gene Ontology annotation, cellular component: catalytic step 2 spliceosome; intracellular anatomical structure. The coding region runs from base 1 to 2319 and encodes 772 amino acids. The transcript is spliced from 2 exons. Lineage: Eukaryota; Fungi; Ascomycota; Dothideomycetes; Pleosporales; Pleosporaceae. The record is from RefSeq and is a predicted model, not a curated record.
AUGUCACAAGAAAAGAACAUAGAUUCAAAGGCCCAGAAUGGAGAAAAGGGAUCAGCAGAACUAAAAAAGGGAAAAAAGAGAAAGAGAGCUCAACCAGCUAAGGAUGGCUGGAAGGUUGAUACGGAAAUAUCAACUGGACAGCCUGAGAAGUCUUCCAAACCGGACAAGCCAUCUACACAGCCAUCAGAGCCCACACCUAAGCGUGAGCAACAUUCCAAGGCCAGGAACAAGCAACCACAGCGGUUGCGAAACUCUCAAAAAAUCCAGGACAUACCCCCUUAUCUUCUCCAAAAACGCGACGAGCUGCGAUCAGUCAGAAAAUCGCUUCCCAUAUGGCCCCAGGCAGACUCCAUCCGAGCAGCACUACAAAAGAACAACAUCCUUGUCUUAACCGGAGAAACGGGUUCCGGAAAAUCGACACAGUUGCCACAGUUUUUGACCAACGAAUCAUGGUGUACGGGAUGCAUAGCAAUCACACAGCCUCGAAGAGUGGCAGCAAUUUCUCUGGCCCGCCGUGUUGCAGAAGAAAUGGGCAGCUUACUUGGUGACAAGGGCCCAGCAGCCAAGGUCGGCUACAGUGUCCGUUUUGACAACGCCGUUGGGAAGCAUACAAAAGUCAAGUUUUUGACUGAAGGUAUGCUGCUUCAGGAGAUGCUCAGGGAUCCCAACAUGCCGCAGUAUAGUGCGAUAGUAGUGGAUGAGGUGCACGAGAGGAGCGUGAAUGUGGAUCUGAUUCUCGGAUUUUUGAGGAAUCUAGUUGCUGACGAGGAGAAUAACAAGAAAAGGAAGCAUCCGCUAAAGGUGGUAGUAAUGAGUGCUACAGCAGAUGUGGAGAGUCUUGUGAAAUUCUUUGGGGAUGAUUCGCCUGCAGCAACAUCGGACACGACUGUCGACAAAGCAAAAACGGCAAACACUAGCAAAGUUUCGACGUGUUAUGUAGAAGGACGACAAUAUCCAGUCAAGACGAUAUAUCUGCCACAGCCUACACAGGAUUGGAUCGAAUCUGCCCUGAAACUGGUAUUUCAGAUUCAUUAUAAGGAGCCUCUACCCGGCGAUAUACUAGUUUUCCUAACGGGUCAAGACACUAUUGAGUCCCUUGAGAAGCUCAUCAACGAUUACGCUGAAGGCAUGGAUGACGAAGUUCCUAAGUUACUCGCUCUCCCACUCUUCGCAGCCCUUCCUCAGCACGCUCAACAACGCAUCUUCCAACCAGCUCCUUACCGCACCCGACGCGUCAUCCUCGCAACCAACAUUGCAGAAACAUCCGUCACUGUCCCCGGCAUCCGCUUCGUAAUCGACUGCGGCAAGUCUAAAAUCAAACAAUUCCGGAAUCGCCUAGGCCUCGAGUCGCUCCUCGUAAAACCAAUCUCCAAAUCCGCAGCCAUCCAACGUAAGGGUCGAGCCGGCCGUGAAGCACCCGGCCAAUGCUACCGCCUCUACACCGAAGACGCCUACAAGAGCAUGGAAGACCGCACCAUCCCCGAGAUCCUCCGCUGUGAUCUCAGCCAAGCCAUCCUAACCAUGAAAGCCCGCGGCGUCACCGACGUCCUCAGUUUCCCCUUCCUCGACCGACCCCCCCGCGAAGCCCUAGAAAAAGCCUUGCUCCAACUCCUCCACCUGCAAGCCCUUACCGAAACCGGCGACAUCAGCCCCAACGGCCUCGUCAUUGCGAAGUUCCCUCUAACACCCACACUGGGUCGCGUGCUAGUCGAAGCCGCAAAACCCGAGCGCGACUGCAUCUCCGCAGCCAUCGACAUCAUCUCCGCCUUAAGCGUCGAAACCGUGUUCCUGAACCUCGUUACCGAAGAGCGCAAAGAAGAAGCUGAGGAAGUACGUCGGGAGCUGUAUCGUCGCGAGGGCGACCACUUGACGCUUCUCGUAACCGUGCAGCGCUUUGCAGCGGAAGACAAAGUGCAGAGAAAAACGUGGUGCGAGAGACAUUUUGUGUCGUAUCGCGCUAUGGAGAAUGUAAUGAAGAUACGCACGCAGCUGAGGGAGCUAUGUAAGCAGCUUAAGUUGCUGUCGAAUGACGGGGUGGAAGCUGAUGAUGCGGCGCCGUCGGAGGCGAAGAGUCGGGCGAUACUUGAGUGUAUGUUACGUGGGUUUAUUGCGAAUACGGCGCGCUUAAUGCCGGAUGGGAGUUACAAGACUUUGCUGGGGAAUCAGACUGUGGCUAUUCAUCCUAGUUCAGUGUUGUUUGGCAAGAAAGUGGAGGCUAUUGUGUUUAAUGAGUUUAUGUUUACGGGGAGGGCGUGGGCAAGGGGGGUGAGCGCUGUGCAGUUGGAUUGGGUUGCGGAGGUUAUUGAUGGGAUUAUGUAG